AAAAAAGUUAUUUGAUUUUUAUAGGUUAAAAUAUUACCCAUAUUUCAAAUUCGUUUUAAUCAAAAAAUGAAUAUUUUAAACCCCCACAAUAACAACAAAUUAAAUAUGAAUCGAUCGUUAUUCGAUAAUGUACUCGAUGAUUACUCUUCAACGAGUAGUUUAAGCGGUAGCAGCGAAAAACGUAGCGAUUUUGAGGUUAGCAACGUUCUUGAAAAUAUAAUAAUGGAAAAUAGAAGGAUGGAAAAUUGUUAUGAUGAUACGGGAAUGUACAAUGAAAUAUGCGACGAUGAAAUUAUGUUCUCAGCAAGUCACGAUAUUAUCGAUGAAAGCCAUAGAUUGUAUAAAUAUCAUUUACGUAGGGAAGCUUUGCUUAGCGGCUUCUCUGUACCUGAGUAUGUAAUUCAUGGUCGUUAUCCAGAACAUAUGAAUGCUCUUAUUGAGUUGGCUGAUCGGUUUCGGGCAUCUCCACAAAGGCUUUGGGUUCAUGAUCAGGCACAAAAUGUUGAUUUGGAGAGUUUAAAUUUUCAAAGUUUUCAAGAUUUAUUAGAUGGGUUAUUUCAGGAAGGAGGUGUAACAUACGAACGGGUUCUUGUUUUAUUUUUCUUUUGCACUGAUUUAACAAUACGGGCGUUUAGUGAGAAAUUAUUGGAAUAUUUUCAUAGAAUUAAUCAAUGGAUUACUUCUUACAUAGGAAAUAGGCUUUCCUUAUGGAUCGAGGAACAAGGUGGAUGGGGUGCUGUUUUACAUCAUUCAGUCACUACAGUAACAAAGUAUGCAUUCAUGACGUUUUGUUGUUUAGGCAUUAUAGCCCUUGCAAUUUAUAUUAAAAGUAAACAUCAUUCCUCUGUGUGAUUGUUCAUGUUUGUUUAUGAAUUCAUCGAUUUGCAAGAAAUUUAUUACUUUUUUGAUCUCAAUUAUAAAAUAAUAUCUUUACAUAGAUGAUAUAAAAGCAAUCAAGAACUGAAUGCAUCUUAAUAUUUAUCUAGUUAUAACAAUAAUUAUUAUUGAAAAGAUAUUAAUGUGAUUUUAGUAGUAUUUUUUUUUUAAUUUGUUCAGAGUUCCUAGUAAAUGUAGUGUUUUUUUCUGAAUUAUAGAUGUACUUAUGCAAUUUUUUCUAAUGUAAAUUAAUAAAAAAAUUUUGUACCUA
Onthophagus taurus is the source of this 1147-nucleotide messenger RNA. RefSeq lists its product as uncharacterized. The record is from RefSeq and is a predicted model, not a curated record. Gene Ontology annotation, biological process: release of cytochrome c from mitochondria; regulation of apoptotic process; extrinsic apoptotic signaling pathway in absence of ligand. NCBI's taxonomy places the organism in Eukaryota, Metazoa, Arthropoda, Insecta, Coleoptera, Scarabaeidae. Gene Ontology annotation, molecular function: BH domain binding. Gene Ontology annotation, cellular component: mitochondrial outer membrane.